Macadamia integrifolia is the source of this 1521-nucleotide messenger RNA. Its product is annotated as ATP-dependent DNA helicase PIF1-like. NCBI's taxonomy places the organism in Eukaryota, Viridiplantae, Streptophyta, Magnoliopsida, Proteales, Proteaceae. Gene Ontology annotation, biological process: DNA repair; telomere maintenance. The record is from RefSeq and is a predicted model, not a curated record. The transcript has a single exon. The coding region runs from base 1 to 1521 and encodes 506 amino acids. Gene Ontology annotation, molecular function: ATP hydrolysis activity; DNA helicase activity.
AUGAAGUUCGUCUUCUCUGUUGUCCGCAUCUAUUACAGACCGACGACAUUCACACCAACAUGUCUGCGGAGCUUCUGCAGCAGCGGAAGCAAAUCCUCUUCCUUCAAAGGCAAGAGCCGCAAGACCACUUGGAGUCCAAGUCCAAGUCCAACUCCAAAUCCAAGUCCAGCACACAAAGCAGCCAAAGAGCUCAAUUGUAGUCCGGCGCCGGCGGUGACAUCCUUUCCAUUGACGGAGCAGCAGUCACAAGCGUUGAACAUCGUCUCCGCAGGCGAGUCCGUGUUCAUUACGGGUUCUGCCGGAACUGGGAAGACCAUCUUGCUCAAGCACGUCAUCGAGAUCCUCACGCAAAUCCACGGUUCUAAACACGUCUUCGUCACUGCAUCGACUGGUGUAGCUGCCUGUGCCCUCAGCGGCAUGACCCUCCACUCCUUUGCCGGCAUAGGUCUCGGCACCGCCGACCGUGAAACCUUGCUUCUUACUGCAGCAUCUAAGAAGGAUACCUACCGGAGAUGGAGAAGGGCCAAGGCAUUGGUCAUCGACGAGGUAAGCAUGGUCGAUGCCGAUUUGUUUGACAAUCUUGAGUACAUAGCCAGGGGGAUACGGGCCAAUCACAAGAAUCGAGUGUGGGGAGGGAUACAGCUUAUUGUCUGUGGUGAUUUCUUUCAAUUACCUCCUGUUUCUCUUACUACUAAUGGUUCUUCUAAGUCUAAUAAGGAAUUUGCGUUUGAAGCUGAAUGCUGGAAUGCGAGCUUUGACCAACAUAUUGAACUCACUCAAAUCUUUAGGCAGUCUGAUACUCAACUGAUCAAUUUACUUCACGGAAUAAGGAGAGGGUUUAAUGAUAGAAAACACUUGCAACUUCUGAACACUAGACUCGUAGAAAGUGAACCUGAUCCCUUUGUUAUUCGGCUCUUUCCGAUGAAACAGGAUUUAAAGAGGGUGAAUGAUGAGAGGUUGAGAAGCUUGGGCCAAGAAAUUUACACUUACACGGCAUUAGAUGUAGGGCGGCAACCUUGGAAGAGCCAACUGAAUCUGGGGGUUGCUCUUGAUAAGUUGGAGCUUUGUUUGGGUGCCAGAGUAAUGCUGCUGAAAAACUUCGAUCCCAGUUGUGGACUGGUUAAUGGUGCCACCGGUAAAAUCAGGGGUUUUAAAAAGUAUCAGGUCACGGACAUAUCGGACAGUGGGUUGCUACCUAUAGUAGAGUUUGAUUCAGGGCAAGAGAUGGUGAUUUCUCCAGACAGAUGGGAUGUGACACAGGGAAAAACUGUGUUUGCCACACGCAGGCAACUGCCACUUAUACCUGCAUGGGCUCUUAGCAUUCACAAGUGCCAAGGCAUGACUCUCGACAGUCUUCACACUGAUCUCUCUAGGGCAUUUGGUUGUGGGAUGGUUUAUGUUGCACUUUCUCGAGUGAGGAGCUUGGAUGGUCUCCAUUUAUCAGGUUUUGAUUCCUCAAAGAUCAAGGCACAUCCAAAGGUCCUGGAGUUCUAUCAGAACCUUUUUGGUUGUCAAUCUUGA